AUUCUCCAUUCCUCUUUCAAUAUUCCGAAGUGCUAUCCUCUCUCCUCGUUCUUCUCUCUCUCUCUCUCUCUGCUCUCCAACUGUACAUGUUGGAAAUUUUGUGCUGUCCCUUUCCUUUUGUUUUGGUCAAAAACCGAACACCUAACCGUUUUGGUGAGUGCUGGAGUGAAGGGGCGUCCCACAACGUGUCUUCUUUGACAUUUGGUUUCAAAUGGGGAAGAGGGUUUCACUCUUUUAGGUUGCAUAGUUCUCCCAGUUGAGCACAACGACAAGACCAAGAAACUCGUUGAAAAGGUGGUCCUUCUUCCUUUAUUUUCAUUCAUGGGGAAGAUCACUACUUCUGCAACGCAGCCUGUAUCUCAAGAAGCUUCCAAUUACGAUGAGGUUUUAAUGCAGCAGAGCUUGCUCUUUGAUGAUAGUCUGAAGGACUUGAAACAUCUGAGAACACAAUUAUACUCAGCAGCUGAGUAUUUUGAACUCUCAUACACCAACGAUGACCAAAAACAAAUAGUGGUAGAAACAUUGAAGGAUUAUGCCAUCAAAGCUCUUGUAAAUACAGUGGAUCAUUUAGGUUCUGUGACCUAUAAAGUGAAUGACUUGUUGGAUGAGAAGGUUGUUGAAGUUUCUGGAGCAGAGCUACGUGUAUCUUGUAUUGAGCAGAGAAUAAGGACUUGCCAAGAGUAUAUGGAUCAUGAGGGGCGUACCCAACAGUCAUUGGUGAUCAGUACUCCAAAAUAUCAUAAGCGAUAUAUCUUGCCAGUUGGGGAGACCAUGCAUGGUGCCAACCGCACAAAGUCAAAAUAUGUAGGGUGCAACCUAGAUGAUGAAGAUGACUGGUCUCACUUUAGGAAUGUUGUUCGAGCUACGAUUAGAGAAACCCCUGCAUCUACGGCAAGGAAAGGGCGAUCUCCAUCCCCAUCGCCUUCUUUACAUCCUCAGAGACCUGGAGCCUUUUCAUUCACUUCAACCAUGCCCAAAAAAGAUUCAGAGAAGCGGUCAGUUUCACCAUACCGGUUCCCACUUUUACGGACUGGAUCUCGGUCAAGUAGGCCUACAACACCAAAGAAGAGUAGACCAACUACUCCAAAUCCAAGCAGACCAACCACACCAAAUCCUUCUAAUGCAAGACAAAGGUACCCUUCUGAGCCGCGCAAAUCAGCUUCAAUGCGAUUACCUGCGGAAAGAGACAAUGGCAAAGAUGUAGAACACCACCCCAGUAAAAGUAAACGUCUUCUGAUGUCCUUACUGAGCAGGCGCAAGUCUAAGAAGGAUGACAUGCUAUACACAUACUUGGAUGAGUACUGAUACGGUAGAAUCUGUAGGAAGCAAGGGAAGGAUGUCAUAGGAUCAUGGAAACAAGUCAAUUUUGCUUGCUGGUCUUACCCAUUUGGUUUGAGAGGUUGCACUUCCCUGUCAUUUCAAAUGAACAUUUAUACGGUAGCUUUUCCUUUUCUGUCUUUUGAUUAAUGUAAGCUCCCAAUUAUCUUGUGUGAUGUUGUAAUAGUUCAACCUUUAUUUUUAACGAUGGAUCAUGUUGUUAUAUAAUUAUUCAACAAGUAAACUUGGCUUCAGAGUGCAAGAAGAAGCAAGUUGAAAUUCAGAGUGCCUAAAGCGCGAAUCAAAUCAUGUUGUUU
Molecule: messenger RNA, 1634 nt
Organism: Gastrolobium bilobum
Lineage: Eukaryota; Viridiplantae; Streptophyta; Magnoliopsida; Fabales; Fabaceae
Product: protein ABIL2-like
Exons: 10
Coding region: 322-1305 (327 amino acids)
Source: RefSeq, a predicted model, not a curated record